AAAUGAAUAUGCAUGCAAAUAAUUCUUAUCAUGCAGCAGUGAUCCUUGAUUGAUUGUUCGUAUUUAAUUUAAGAAAACGAUGCAUUGAGCGUAUGCACAUAUCUUUUUUUUCUUUCUUUCUUUUGAUUAACAUGACUGUAUUAAAGUGGGGCUGGGUAUUGCAUCAAAAGACAGGCUUCAGAUUUAGUCCUUCUGUUUGGAAAAAGAGAUAUUUAGUAUUAACAACAACUUCCAUUCAUGUGCAUAAAUCAGAGAAGGGUGUGAUAUCCUCUUUGUUUGAUGAAAAUGCAAGCAAAAUUUAUGUCUGGUCGAAUUAUCAAGCAGCCAAAAGUCAAAGCACACAUGUGUUUAUGAUUGAACCAAGGAAUUCGAAACUACGUACGCUCAAGUUUAAAAGCAGCGAUCAACAAGAGAGAGAGAAAUGGCUGGAUGUCAUGAACGAGCAAUUGAAUUUAACAAUGAAAAUAUGGUCCUCACCACAAAUAGCUCUUGAAGCGCAUUUGUCAGAGCCAGAACCAACCUCUUCUCUUCCUACAGGAUCUGUACUCGAUAAAUGGUUGGUUGGUUUAGGAUUUGAAAAGACAAGCCAUUCAUUGACCAAAGAGCAUCAUGAUUUUCGGGAUAAGGGAAGUAUGCUUCAUAUCCUAUCUCGCAUAUAAAAAAACAGACAAUAAAUUGCUGCUCAUUGUGUAAAUUGUAUGAUUAGAACAAGU
Messenger RNA from Gilbertella persicaria, 713 nucleotides. RefSeq lists its product as uncharacterized. NCBI's taxonomy places the organism in Eukaryota, Fungi, Mucoromycota, Mucoromycetes, Mucorales, Choanephoraceae. The record is from RefSeq and is a predicted model, not a curated record. Bases 132 to 659 code for a protein of 175 amino acids. The transcript is spliced from 2 exons.